This is a messenger RNA of Neltuma alba, 1114 nucleotides long. Its product is annotated as dnAJ-like protein slr0093. The transcript is spliced from 6 exons. Bases 204 to 575 code for a protein of 123 amino acids. Gene Ontology annotation, cellular component: nucleus; cytoplasm. The record is from RefSeq and is a predicted model, not a curated record. NCBI's taxonomy places the organism in Eukaryota, Viridiplantae, Streptophyta, Magnoliopsida, Fabales, Fabaceae.
UUUCUAAUUCUCCAUCGUCGUCAUCAUCAUCAUCUCUGUCUCUUUCUCGUUUUUAUUUCGAAUUCUUUCUUCGAUUUCAAGCCACUAUGUGAUUUGGUGGUUGAGGCAUUGUAUUUGUACUGUACCAAAUUUAGCGUUCUGGGUUUUCUAUCCAAUGAAUUAUGUCAAUGAAGCUGCACUUGUCGAACCCAUGUUGUUAGCAGAUGGAAAGCGGUGACGAUACGAAAUCAAAGGAUUUUUACAAAGUGUUGGAGGUUGAUUAUGAUGCAACUGAUGAAAAUAUCAAAUUCAAUUACCGAAGGCUUGCACUGAAAUGGCAUCCUGACAAGCACAGAGGUGAUAGUGCUGUUACUGCAAAAUUCCAAGAAAUCAAUGAGGCUUACAAUGUGUUGAGUGAUCCUGCCAAACGAAUUGAAUAUGACUUAACUGGAAUCUACGAGAUUGACAAGUAUAGCUUGCAGGAAUAUCUUGCCAGAUUCAAAGGGAUGAUACUUACCUGCAACGGACUUGGCAUCAAUCACACUCAAAUUUGGUCACAACAAUUGACCGAAAGCGUUGAAUCCCACGAUAAAUGAGGUUCGGCUUUAACUCUGUCCUAACUUAGAAGUUCCUUGAUUUGAACUUCUGAGCCAGCUUCAGAAGUUACUUGGUUUGAACUUCUCAACUGGCUGGUGGGGGAUUAUGAAAUCAAUUCUGAGGAACACAUGAACGGGGAUACUAAUCUCAGCAUAGAGUUGACACAGGAUGCCCUGGAAAUUUGGUCUGAUUGCAUUAUGUUGUUUAACAGUUAAGAAAUACAUCAAUAUAUGUUUUGUAUAACUAAUCACUCAAAUGUAAGAUUAGGGUAUGUUACCGUGUGGACCUCUAACUCCUUAUACACAUUUUUCUGCCACACAUCAUCUUCGCUAAGUUUGUUGGGCUGAUAGUUUAGUGUGAUGCUUUGGUGAAUUUAUUCAUGGGAAGAUCAGAAUGUUGUUGAACAAAGCCUGAUGGAGAAACCCAUGGGCAAACAUGUCUUCUUGCUUUCGGGAUCUAUACAUGACAAACAUAAACUCUUAUUGGAGACAUAGACUGUCUGGAGUCUUAUGAAUGAGAACCUGUCUAGUUCCUUUGU